CUCUCCUCUCCUCUCCUCUCUUCUCUCGUCUCUCCAUCCGACAGCAAAUACAAGGGAAUAGAUGAUUGCCCUCAAAGCCACUCAAACCUCCUUCACUUCCACCAAAUAUGUGCUUUUCCACACAAGAAGACUGCCCAAGAAGCGGUCAACUCUCUCCCUCUGCAAGUCCAACGACGAUGAUUCGAGUCCAUCAGAUGGUUCAUUACCUGAAGGAGAUUCUCGCAAGCAGGAACUUCUUGCCAGAAUCGCCAUGCUUCAGGCUCAGAAAGUCCGUCUCACUGACUACUUGGAUGAGAGGUCAGCUUAUCUAACUCAAUUUGCUGAAGAGGCCAAUGCUGAGUUUGAUCAGAUAGGAGAAAAUGCACUCAAAGAACUCGAAGAAGCUGGCACUAGGAUUAUGGAGAACAUGGAGAGUCAGAUGCAAGCCUUCCAGGAAUCCUCAGAGAUGAGUAGACUGGAGAUAGAAAAUAAUGAGAAGAAGUUAGCAGACUUCGAAGGUCAAAUUGAGAAAGAAAGGAAUGAAGGGCUGUUCUUCAAGAACCUGAGGCAAAGGACAACUAAAGAAAAAGCAGAAGCUAAGGAGGAAAUGGAGAAGAUUAGAGAGCUUACCAAAGAAAAUGCUGGAUCAAAAAUCAGAAGGAACAUUUACCUUGCAUUAGUUGCGGUGCUAGUCAUCGGGAUCAUUGACAAUCUGAUCUCUCCUUCAUAUGAUUGGCGGAAAGUUGCAGUUCUGGGGGCAAUUUUGGUGGCUUUGCUUUCUCAAUUCAUCUAUGAGCAGAGGAUGACAACAGAAGCAGAAAGAACAGAAAAGGAAAAGACUGAGGAAGAAAACAAGUGAAAUCCUUUAUUUCCCCUGUUGUAAAUUAAUUUCUUACAUAUAAUUUUCCACUAUCUUGGAUCACUAUAGCAUGAUACAAUAACCCCAACCAAAGUCUCACUGGUUGGGUUUGA
This is a messenger RNA of Vitis riparia (riverbank grape), 951 nucleotides long. RefSeq lists its product as uncharacterized. The record is from RefSeq and is a predicted model, not a curated record. Bases 62 to 838 code for a protein of 258 amino acids. Lineage: Eukaryota; Viridiplantae; Streptophyta; Magnoliopsida; Vitales; Vitaceae. The transcript has 2 exons. Gene Ontology annotation, cellular component: chloroplast.